Molecule: messenger RNA, 777 nt
Organism: Akanthomyces muscarius
Lineage: Eukaryota; Fungi; Ascomycota; Sordariomycetes; Hypocreales; Cordycipitaceae
Exons: 4
Coding region: 1-777 (258 amino acids)
Source: RefSeq, a predicted model, not a curated record
AUGCAGUUCCAGGUCCUCGCCGCCCUCGCCGCCACCCUGGUCUCCUCGGUCAUCGCCGCUCCUGCCGAGAACCCCAACGGUCCCAGAAUCGUCACUAUUGACGAGAACUUCCCGCACGGUAUCGGCGGUGCUCUCGACAAAUACGACCACCCUGACAGCAACUCCAAGCAAACCAACUCGGACCGUGUCCGCAUCACCUUCCAGAACCGCGACAACACGUCCAUCAUCAUCGGUCACUCUGUGGACCCCAGAUCGCCCAACGCCGGCUCCUACGGCGACUUCCACCUCGGUGUUGGCAGAGACCACACCAUGGAGUACUUUAACGGUUUCCGUGGUAUGGCCCACAUCAACCUGGACAGCCCCGGCUACCGCCUGACCAAGGCUGACGAGUCCGGUGUCGAGGUCUCCUACGUCAGCUCUCCUGGUAUUGGUCUGGCUGGUGAUGUCGAUGUCAGCUACGUCGACGGCUUCUCUCGUUCUAUUAGCUGCAAGUGCGUUGACAACAACCGCACUGUUGGUUGCUCCAAAGAGCUCUGGGCUCUCCACCACUGCCCUAACGACAACGGUGUUGGGUCCUGCAGAAACCCUAAGCGCACCGACGACCUCGCCACUUCGCCCACCGAAUUCUUCGCUCCCUGCACCUACCACGGUGGUGCUUUCACCUACCCCCGCGCUGACGCCAACACUCUCUACAACGGCUGCCCCUCUGAGCGCUACAUCUGCUGCAUUGGUCAUGGCGACGAGUGCAUGCGCUACAACGGCAACCCUCGCAAGUAA